This is a messenger RNA of Caenorhabditis auriculariae, 13887 nucleotides long. NCBI's taxonomy places the organism in Eukaryota, Metazoa, Nematoda, Chromadorea, Rhabditida, Rhabditidae. The record is from the annotation of a GenBank genome assembly.
AUGAAGUCUUCGGAAGACAGUUUCGCAUCCAGAGCUUCUUUGGAGGCUAGGAAAAAAUGCGCCCAAGAAGCCCGAAUUCUUUUCACCGACGCUUGCCGGAUUUGCAAUCGGCCGGUUUGGAGAAAUUUUUCGGGAAAAUCAAUUAAAUUUUCGAUAUUUUAGAAGUGCAGCGCCCGUUCCAAACAUGCUGUUGUGUUGGUUUGAAAAUUCGAAUUAAUAGAAAAAAGAGGAAUUUCAGCCUAAGAAGUUGGAGGGGAUUUUCUUGUGCAGGGAAUUCAUCUCGAUCACUUCGCCACAAGCUUCUUUUGACCUGAUUUUGCGUGUCAGCGAUGUUUCGACCCUCACUGAAAAGGUGAGAUCCAUUUUCCAGCCUUUGAUAACUGAAAAAAUACCUUGGCAUACGGUAGGGUUCGAAAUGUGCACACACCGAAGACGGUUUUUGGGCGAUGUCUUUAUUAAUAACGAGUUUUUUGUACAAAAAAGGACACAGUUUGAGAAAAAUACAACUAGAAAAUUCAAAGAUACAUAUUUUGUUUUAACAACUAUAUUUUUACAUCUUAACCAACUAAUUCAAGUCUAAUUUGAGUAAUUCGUUCUUUAGUAAGUGAAAAGUCGUAUUUUCUAUAAUUUUUCAUCAUUAAAUGUCGAAAAAAGCCGUUUUGUUUUAUUAAAUCGAAAAAAUGGUCUAUUAUGGCCAGCGGAGGCGGCGCAGUGGAAACCGAACAUGUCCCUGUAGGUCUGAGCUGGAACACGGGAAAAGUCCCAACAACCUGAAAAAGAAAAGUCUAGAGCUCCUUUUGGAGUUCCUAAAAAAGUGACAGAAGUUUCUCGAAAUCUCCUUUUUUCACAUUUUUCCGCCUCCCACUUUUUUUUUCAUAAAAAAAGGUUUCUUUCAUGUCCUUCACGUAUGAAAUGAAAUUUGCAUAAAGAAUCUGGGAUUCUUCCAAGGACCCAAUACACUGAACGCCUUUUUGUUUCUUUUUUCAAUUAGGAGAAAAGACUUCCUGCCACUAUCCUAUCCAGUUCAGAUCAAGAAGAUAAUUCACUUAUUUUUUUGAUUUGAAAGAAGAUUUAGAGCUGAAGAUUUACUCAGAAAUCAGUAAAAUUUGAAGAUCUAUAAAGUUCGAAAAAAAGUAGCUCAAAAAUUUUUCUUUUUCUUGGAAUCUUUUUUAACAUAAAUUUAUGUUUCAAAUCUAAAACUUAUCGUAAUUGUUAAUUUUUUUCGAUAGUACGUGAGGCCACAAUGAAUGGGAUGCAAUAAAAUAUUUCCAAAUUUUUUUCUUUCAAAGUAAGUUUAUUUUUAAAAAUUCUAUGAUCUUCUUUUUCAAUGAUUUCAUUUUUUUCGAUCAUCACGAGAAAAAUUUUUUUCGUUAAAUUUAUAUUCGAGACCUUCACUGUUUCAUUUUGAAGUUUCUGAUAAAGACCCCAACAUUGUUUAGGUAGACAGUAAAAAAUAUAAUAAUAUUUUUGGAACAAAGGCUGUUUGGCUUACAGGAACCGGUCUUAACGGUUCAACAGUCCCUCGUCGGCGAGACUGGUCUCAUCCGGAAGAACUUCAAGAAUCAGGAAAAAGUGACGAUCACCUACAAGUCCGAGGAGGAGGUGGGGAUGUACAAAAAGAAAAUUAAUAACUUCAAAAAAACAUUUUUAAAAAAAGCUGUUCUUUUUGGUGAUUUCAGGCUUAGCGAAACCUACUACCUUUCCUCAAAAGACUGUUAUAGUUAUUUACUGCCAUAUUCGAAGAAUUUUCCAGUCCAAAUUUUUAAAUUGGUUUUGAAAAUUAACUUGAAUCCAGAACUAUGGUAGAAGUUCAAAGAGUUUCUAGAACUUCAGAAACAUGAGAAUAGGAACAAAAAUAACAAUUUGAAUCCGGUUGAAAAAGCCAAAAAGCUUUCAAAAAAAGUUUGAACUGAACGAAUUUAAAGCGUUACCUCUGCGGAUGACUUAACGCCUCCGCCUUCUUUGGAACGUCAAGUUCCGACAAAAGAACUUCGAGAACUUCAAAUGAAGUUCUCGAAGUUCUGAGAUCGAGAGAAUUUAAGGUGAGACUCGACAGUAUCCAACUCACCUUCAAGGAACUCUACAUGAGUCGAGCCGACAUGUGGCGCUACAGAAACAAAUUGAUCGACACCUGUGCUUAUCAGGAUAUUCAGGUAGGGAAUUACCUGAGUAAUCCGCCUUUUGAAACGAGGAAGAGACAUUCAAAUCAAGGAGAGUUCAGGAAUAUGAGAAGCAAAACGAUGGAUUAGCAUAUUCAAAGCUCUUCUUUUGUCUUUUGAGAAAGUUUAUCUUCAGCCUGUCAAAAACUAGGAAACGGAUCUGAAACGGUUUUUUUCUCAUUCAUUUCUUCUGAAAGAAAACAAAAAUCAAAAAUUUCAUGAUAUCUUCAUUGUUUUUUCGGUUCUUUUUCAAGUAUUACAUUUUGAGACAGGAAAAUUUGAUUCAUCAAGGACUUUGCAAGAUUUUCGGAAGCUUGUUCAAUCAAAUUUUUCAGUUGCGACACUUUAAUAUCAAUACGAAGAUUUCGGAUCUUUGGAAAGGUGGAAAUUUGGUCAGAAGUGGAUAUGUUUCCCCGAAAACGCGUGUCGUAUUCCGGUCCAGCUCCAGCACGGUUUUUCAUUCAAGUUAAGUCAAGUAUCGAUUUUUGAGUUCUUCAGGUUUUGAUAUACGUCCAAAUGUGCCUGGAAAUGUGGCAACUGGACCCUCAAGGCGACUUGUAUUACGAGAAAUGUGUCAAAGGUACAUGGAACUGAAGAAAAAUGAUCAUUUCUCGGUUUUCAAGGAUUUCUGAGCGAACUUUUUGAAAGAUGGAAAGCCAACACGUGCUCUCAUUACGUUUCUAUCAUUCUCUGCUCUCGAUUCUAUGCGGUUUCUCUAGAUAUAAUUUAUUUUUUUAAAAAUACAUGAAAAAUAAAUUUUUAGAUGGAAGGAGUUGAUAAAAAAAGGUGAAAAGACUUUUGGCUGGAUCUUGUGAUCAUCGAGGUCGAUAUUAUCAGGUUUUGAAUAAACCUCCAAAAAGUACAUUGAAACAUUUUUUCUAGGAUUUUUUCAAGCUUUCUGAUCCAAAACGAGCAUUACGAUGAUUGGAGUCAUGUUUUGGGAAAGGUCAGUUUGAAAAUUCGAAAAAAUGAGAAAUUUUCGUGUUUUUAGAGGUAGGAUUAGGAAAGAGAUCAAUUUCGGCCUGAAGAGACGCCAGAGAAGAAAAGUAAUUAUUUUUCUCUGGCGUCUCUUCAGUUUCCGUUGUGUUUUUUCGCUCUAGAUAUUUAUCAAAAUUUAUAAAAAUUUCCGAUUUUUUGUUUUUGAUAAGUCUUGUAAAGAAGUUCGGUUUCAGAUCAGACUUCGGUUCAACAGUCAUCAGAUGGAAAUUGAACAAUAUUUACGCCAAAGUUUUCCAACUGUAACGUGAGGACUCACGAAAUCCAUCCGAUCCAAGAUUUCUCCUGUUCAGUUUCGGAAUUUCGAGCGCAGCCGACGGCAAUUAUUUGCAAGCGUUGAACAUGAGCAUGAACUCGUUCAGCGUCUAUCACAAUGAUCGACGUUUUGAGACCACCGGCCAACAGGUCUGCCUUCCUUUUUUCUUGUUUUUGUCCUUGGUGUAAGCUCUGUCAGUUCAUUUCAACACCGGGAAACGGAAAAAGCUCCUUAGAAGGUUCUUUCAAAGAAAGAGCUUCUGAGGGUCCUCAUUAUAAACUUUGUAAAAGGAACAUCAAAAUGAUAAUUUAAUCCGAAAAAGUCGGAAAUUUUUCUACGAAGGAAACGGAAAGUUCAUCGUUGAAAAGUUUGCUAAAUUUCAAUUCGAACCAUCUUGUUUUUGUAUAAGUCUAUCUAUAUUUUGAAUGUCAAAUUGAAUGACUUCACUCGAAAACGCUCUCUGAUUGGUUUAUCACGUCAUUAAAGGCGGAGCUUGAGCGCCCGACUUGACGUUCAAAAUCUGAACAGACUGUGGUUGUCUUUUUUUAAGAUUCUAUCCGUUGCAAUUUCAAGACGAUAAAAUCCUAAAUUCUUCAGAUCAUUUUCGUGACUCCUGGAAACGGUGUUCUGCACGUGGAUCGGGACCUCGUCAGUCUGACGAAGCAACGUCUGAUCGACAUGGGAAUCUCCUUGGAUAUGGUCCCUUCCAGCCGAUUUCCCCCGGACUUACCAAGACCCCUAGGUGUGUCUCGGAGAACAGCCUCUGCACGCGGUCCCUCUCUUCGUGUUCCACCCCAUCAUCGGCCAUGGCGACGAAUGCGACUACUUCAUUCCCCACUGGAUGAACUAUUCCUAUUACAAAAUGGAGCGUCGCAGUGCAAUAUCCGUCCAAUUUCGGCCGAGAAUUCAGCUUCCCAGCGAUGUUUUGGUGGGAUUUUUUGAAGCUAUAGGUGGCAUUUUUUUUCGGUUCGACUUGGAUUUUCAAAGCUCGAAACACAAUUUUUGCUUUGUAUUAGCGAAUUUUCUCAGCAGUAGCCUUGCAGUCGUUCCAACUGCGACCAAAAAUUUUGAUUCAAAAUGAUAGAUUUAUUAAAAAAAUAAAAUGAAAAAAACAAAUAGUUGAACAAUUGCUUCACAAUAAUUGAAAACAUUUUAUGAAUAUUCAGGUUUUUUUUUUUUUCAUUUGCCACAGCUCGAAAAAUCGGACUUCCCUCUAUUUUUUUACAACAUUUCCAUAAUAAACUUCAUUUAGCCUUGCCGGUGAGAGAAAAGAGAACGCAGAAAUAACAGACCUUUUCAAAUGGCGAAAAACGAAGUAUAUUUUCAAAUUUCCUCGAAAUUGUGUAUUCGUAAGAAUCCUAGUGAGAAAAAUUUAAAAAUUACCCCAGGUAAUAAAAAAAAAUUUCUUGACCCACUGAUAUUUUGCAAUUUUCCCCAACUAUAUUUUCUGUACCGGUAGAAGUUUUUUUCAGUCGGCUCAAAAAGGCAUGAACAUGGAACAACGAAUGAUUCCACUCAACGAGAUCGAAGAAUACGACAAAAAGAAGUACGACAGGGUGAUCGGACCGGCGAUGAAUCCGUCCAGAGUCACGGAUCCAAAAGCGGAGCCGGCGCUGAGUCGCGUCGACGCCAUGCGAAAAGAGCUCAACUUGCCUUUCAAUGGACCCAUGUUCUCCUCUUUGUACUCCAAUGAUGGAAUCGCACCUUAUCAGAGGGUGAGUGAGAGUUGAAGAUUUGAAAGAUAGAAGGAUAUCCAGCAAUAAAAGAAACCUCGAGUAUGGUCCGAAAAGUAACCUAGUAGAUACAGCCGUUCUAAAUUAUAUGAGUUAAGAUUAUUGAGUGCCUUCUCAGGCUGAUUUUAUAAUAAAGAAGUUCAUAAGACGACUUUUCCAAAAAAGCUUGGAAACCCGGUGAAAAUACGUUACAUCGCAAAGUUAAGAGAACGAUUUUUCUAUCUUCUUAUUAUUGUUAUGUUUGUCAGUUUUCUCCAAAAUAUUUACAAUCUAUUGGAUAAAGUUCCUCAAGUCACUGCAAUCAGAAUUCAUUCGAAAAUAGAAGAGUUAAUUUGAAAUUUAUUAUCAUUUUAAUGCUGGAAGCUUAGAGUAAGGUUUUUAAUAGAUCAAUGUAAUCUAGCGCUUGUUUAAAAAAAAUCAUAAUUGGGAACGAAAUUUGACGAAUAAUGAGAAAAACCUGCGCUUUAAAAUGUUAUAGUCAGUGUGCCACGAUUUGAAAUUUUACAUUCCGCUGUUCCGCUGCGUGCGUUCACGAAGCGUCUUUCGAAUCUAGGCAACGUUUUCAAUUGAUUAUUAUUGCUGUGAGAGCACAUGAAAGUAGAGUACCUUAAUGAAAGUAAAAAAAAAAAUUAGAGCACGACCAAGGUUCGCAAAGGCGCGCAGCGGCACAGCGGAAUGUCGUUUGGUGAAAAUUUUUUUUUUCUUUAUCUUCAAAGACUCUUUUCUUAUUAUUCUGCUAUUUUUCUAUCUUUUUUUCUUAAAUUUUUGAUACGCCCAUAGCUUUUUCACAAUUUUUUUGGUUUUUCUCCGAGCUACAGAACCCUGCGAUGCUGGCGGUCUGUCUCUGUACAUGCGCCUUUAACAUAACGGAAUGUUUGGUAUCAAAAAUAAAAGCGCAUUCGCGGUCUAUUUUAAGACUCGAAACGGCGUUAUGUUAUUGUUCUACUGUGCUCAGGAAUAUAUUCACUAUAAUAAUUGUAUAACAUCAUAUUCUCAAUAUUUCAACCGACUUGCUAAAAAUAAAUGCACAGAGACAGGUCGCGCGCUUCGAAAGGGUUCUGUAGCUCAGAGGAAAAAAAUCUGGUAACAAGAUGGCGCGGAAGGAACUAUAAGAGGGAACUUUCCAGUCGGUUUCGGCGCGAGUUGGAUCUUUGGACAACAGUGGCAGUGGGUUCAGAUCCAGUUCUAGGAUCAGCGGCUCUCUGGAACAAGCUCGUUCGUCUUUCUUCCUCGUCGUCUUCAUCAUCAAAAGCUUGCUUUCAGAAUCACUGCAGAGUUCCACGUCGCGUAACGUCAACAAGAAUCGGCGUGGAACCGUCGACGUGACUUCUUCUUCUUCCCAGAAUCCAACGAUCAUUGGACAAAGCCUCCAAUUGAUAAAUCCGUUCAGGCCGGAGGAUUUUUAUGUCAGAAUCACGGCGAAUCGACGGAGGUGGAUCCAUGUGUUCCCUGUCGAUGAAAAGGCAAGACUUUGGGACAUUUUAAGGGAAUUUAAAACAUUGAAUUUUAAUCUAUACUCUCACCACGACCAUAUUUUUUCUUUAUAAAUAACUCCAAAAAGUUUUUAUUUUUUUUUUUGCAGUCAAUAAUUCAGUCAGUUGUCACUCAAAAGGUCGAUAGAAGUUCAAAAUGAACGAAUGAAGCUUUAGGGAAGAGCAAAACUUGCUCAUCACUACGUCGCCGGAGAAAGUAUCGUCCAUGUACGAGUCGGAGAAGAGCCGCCGCCGACCAAGACUUCCGCCAUUCCGAUCCAACCCAUCGGAGCCUCUUUAGGUUGAUUCGGCUUGGAAAUCAUCGAAAUUCAGAUAGAUUUCCAGCUCAAUCCAUCAUAAAUGCAGAGUCACCAAAUCGGAGGGCCGAAUCGCCGAUCGUCAAUUUCAUUGCCGCUCAUUCGAGCCCGUGCGACCUCAAACCAUUGACGGUAUUGAAUUAUUACUUUUCGAAGUUUUGGCAGUAGGAAACAGCAAAAAAGAUUCAGUACCUUAGUUUAAUAAAACAAAGAAACGAAGAAUAAUGACAGCAGGAAGCUUUGAAUUUCAAAAAAUGAUAAUCAUCGAUCUGACAACGAUAGAAAAAUGAGACACUUUUUCCUCAAAUUCCAUUUUCGAAGAUUCUAACCCUCUUAAGUUCUCGAGUAUCAAAGGUCGUGUCGUCCUAGCGUUUUUUAUUAGAUAAAUCUUUUUCAGAAUGAAGUGAACUUCACUCAAAUUCGGAACUUUCUUUCAAAAACUUUUAUAAAACAUGCAAAAAAAAAAAACGGAACCUGGUUUCCAGAUGCAAGAAGUGAUUGAAAGGACGAGUUCGCGCGAAAAUGUGAUGCAGGAAGAGCUAGAAAGUGAACGGUACAAGAAAAAGACGGUUUGGGCCUGGGGCAGCACCGGAGAGGAGAAAUGGAACCGAGAUCUGGAGAUCGGGACCGAUUGGAAGUCUCUUGUUAGGUCCUGAGUUCUUUCUGUGUUUCGCCUCUGACGAGUCAGAUUCUUGAGUAAAAGAUGAGAGAAAAUUUGAAGGAACUAUAGAAAUGGUCAGAAAACUAGAAGACAGACUUUUUGAAAUUUUCUGGCCGUAUCAAAAUGACUGUAAGCGUUGCGGUUGCGCUGCGGCUCCGGCGAGUAACUUCGAGUUUUUUAAUUUCUGUCAGUGCUGACGAUUUUGAAAUUUUCAGUUUGGCAAAAAAAAACCGCUUCGCAACCGUUUCGCAUUGAGCCAUUCCUCAUGCAGACUCCGGCGAUAUUCCCAUACUUUUCCCAGACAGCCAGAGAUAUUUUUUCAUCGAAAUCGGCUAUAAUGGUUUUUUUUUCUGUCGAAAAUUGCUCUGGAACCUUCUCAAAAACAUUUACAGUUUUCCAACUUUUUCAAAUCUUCAGCUGUUUUCCUUUUAAGAUUUACAGCUGUUUUUGUAUUCCAUCCCGGGCCUAUUUUCAAAAAGAUCAUUUCCAGAUCAGCCCUGCUCCCAAUAACUACGGACUUUUUCCCAGACAGCCAGAGUAUGGACCGGGAAUAUAUGGUCACAGAACACCAGAUCUCUGUUGAGGAUGACAUUGCGGAUAUGGUAGAAAUCCCCUCGAAAAACGAUAUUCUAUCUUACUUUUUCAAAGGAAAUCCUGGCCUCUUUUGGCGGUCGAACUCCUCAAUUGGCUCGAUACGUCUAUGAGCAGUUGAUUUGUCAGAGACUGCAGCGGGGAUUCCAGAUCGUCCUUCUGGACAGACAGCUCGUUCAUGUUUCACUUCUGUUUCUUGAUGAAGCUCAGAACGAAAAGUUCAGGAGUCUAUAAGGAAGUCGGUGCAGUUGAACAAAAGAGACGAGGAGGAAAAAGCCGAGUGCGUCUUGUCGUUCAGCAAGGUAAGAUCAUGAGGAUCGAGAAAAUAAAAAAGAUCUGAAAAUGUCAUAUUUAAAAUUUAGAUUUUUGAUAAUGGUAGCACUUAAAAUUCAGAAAAAAAAACUCAUUGGGGAGAACGUUUGGCCUCACGGAAUGAGUAUUUCUAUGUUUUCAAACUUUAUUAGUUACUGCUGAAACGUAGUUCAAACUAUCAAAAAAACUUUAAUUAAGCUUACGUUUUUUUAUUACCUAAUUUUUUUAAUUCACUUGGAAAUUUGCAAUUUUGAAAAAUAUUUGUGAAUGCGGAAUUAAGAAUUUAAUAUUAUUGUGAUUGAAUAAACGUAUUUUUGAAACGUAAGUCAGUCCAUCAACGAUUUUUCAAGAAAAAAACAUUUUUUUAAUGUCAAAUAAUUACUGGAAGUUGUAUUUAAUUAAAUGAAAAAAAUUUUCAAUGCAUCUCGGGAAGUCUGAGAGCAUAGUAGCUCUGAGAUAUUGAUGGGAUGAAUUAGAUAUUUUUUUGAUUUUUGCCUGAUCGAAUUUUUUUAUCAUCUUACAUUUUUUUAAUUUCUUUUUUUGUUAAUUAAUGAAUAGUUUUUUUAUAUUUUCUACAGGUGAAAAAAAUUUCAUUAAUCGCUCUGACUUGCUGGAGAGAGGUUGAAGAUUUUACGAAAAAAACUUUGAUAGCUUACAAAAAUUAGCAUUACAAAAGAGAACUUUUUUAGUUGAGGAACCAAUCAGAAGCGUUUAAAAAAAAGUCAAAUUUUUUUUAAUCAAAAAUAGCUGAUUGAAUGACUUGCAGUUCUACCACCGCAUCGUCCUGUACGCCAAGGACAUUUUCGUGACGAUGUUCCAGCCGAAGCCGAAGAAGCAGCAGUCGAUGGCGCUCCGGGGUCUGGCCCCGGUCUACCAGUCGCAGAUGGACUGGCCGAUGAUGUCGACGACCCAUCCGGACUGGAUGAUCCGUCCCUCGCAGCACGGCUCCACCCUCUUCCCGACCCCUUCGGCCAACGCCUACGACGACGAGCUCAACUCUUGUCAUUUCAACACUCUCUACACCUACUUCUUCCAGGUUUCAGCAUUUGCGUUGGAAUAUAAUUGAAAAUUCAGGCUGCUCAGAAGAAUUAUUGUUUUUGUUCAUUUCUAAGUACUUGAUUUAUAUUGAAACGGUCUCCGGGGGUGUGCAAUAAAGGGAAAAAUUAUUUUCCGUCAUUUUCCUGGAAAUACUUAGAACGCCGGAGUGGUUCCUAAAGAAAAAAAAUUUUAAAAGUUUUGGUGGUCCUUAUAGGGGAGGCCGAGUGGUCACUAGAGGGGUCUUCCAAGGGCUUCUGAGGUUGCACCUAUAGGGAAAACUUCGAAGUUCCCAAGGAGAGAAGGCCUUAAGCUCACUACUAACUCAUUAUUUUCGUCUUUCUCUGUUUGUAAAAAGAUUCAGAUAAGGAAGAACAGAUUCAAGGGUAAAAGACCAAUCGAAGUCAUUUUCGAGUUUCAGGAAAAUCGCGAAAAAUACUUUAAUAAAGAAAUAAAAAAUAAAAACACUUCAUUGCACACAGCCUCUGGCUUGUCUGUGCUCUCUUGUUCUCUCACAUGGCAAGUCCUUUUUGGGUAGGCUUAUGAUGUUUCAUAAUGUUCUCAAAAACGUCUUAAGAGUCUAGAAAUCACUUCCCCCUAGUGGCUAAUUUCCCAAAACCAUCUUCGGAGAUGUGAGAUUACAAAAUACUGUUUGCAGGUCUAAUUUUGUGCCAAAGGCAUAAUUUGAAUAUUAAUAUCUGUAAAUCUGGACCUUUGCAAAUUUCAAAAAGUCGAUUAAUUGAUCAUUAAGGAUUUUCUGGGAGAUAUUUAAAAAAAAUCAACCCCUCACGAAAAUAACCUUUCUUGUAGCGACUAGUCUUCUUUCCGACCGUUUAGGUGAGAUACAAGGAGGCGCAAACAUGGUUUCAAGUCAUUUCGACGAAUGUAUAAGAAUUUUAAUCAUGUCAAAACGGAUAGACUGAUUUUUCCAAAAUUCUUUUCUUAACUUUUAACCAAAGUUUUUGUUGAGGUCCCGGAUGCGGAAGGUUAUGAGAAAAGCAGGACGAGGUUCGUUCAAUUAAAGAUGAAGGGACUAGAAAUUUUCCCUUCAGACUGAAGCACCAUAACUUGGACAAGUUGAACUGGAGUUUGAUGGAUAUCAAUUUGAAGUAUCGGAAUCAGUCGCUUAUGUUCUGCGACGAGAUGAAAUGCUUUUCGGCCAGGUGGGAUUGAAAGGAACUUUGAAAGAGUGCUUAGAAAAACCGAUUUUUAAAUUUUUAAGUGAGAAAUUUUUUUUUAGUACUUUUUUGGACGGUACUGUACCUGAUUGAUUCAGGUACAUGCUCGUGUCCCAAGAAGCCAAAGCCGAAUGUCUACGAGCCGGAGGAAAACCCAAGGAAAAGCUUCCUUGCGGACUCGACGCCGACGAAGCUUAUUUGGAAUCGUUCCAGAAGCUUCUGAUGCACAUGAACCGUCUUUUCUAUCCCGGAAACAGCGUUCAUUCUCCCAUUUCGCCGCUUCAAAACCAGCCUUUCUCUCCGCCGGCAAAAAUCCCCAUGGAUGAUCUCCCUGUAUCUCAUUUAUUCAAUACCAUGAAAGUCGUUGCUUUUUUGAGGUUCUGAGCAAGUUCCAAGGAACCAAUCUCGUAGGUCUCUCGACCGGCGACAGCGGAUCUCCCGCCAAAUAUCCUCCCAAGAUGUUCACCUCCUACGAUUUCGUCAAUUGGCUCGAUAGUGAGAUUUUCUUCACUUGCUCGAAAAUUCGGCAAAGUUGGGGGAAAAUAAAUCCUAUGAAAAACGUGACCAAAAAAAAUUUUUUCUUGCAACUAAUCUUUUUUUUACCAUAGCGCGCAUCUGUGCUACAAGAACCGCCUCCUAUCUUGGCCGAUUUCAAUUCAAAGUUUUUCCAAGCUUAUUUUUUUCUCAAAUUUUUAGCUUAAACAAAAAGUUUUGAAUCAAUUUCUUUCUUUUUUUGUUUCUGAGGAUAGAAACUCGGUUUUUUUACCCAUAUAGAAACUGUUUUUAGGUGAAAGUUUAAAAAAAUUCAGUUAUUCUAAAUUUUCAUCUUUUUCUUUCAAAGAGAAGAAAAAAAUUGAAAAAUUAGAACUUUCCUGACUUUUUGAGUUUUUAUUUUCAAAAGAAGAAGCGUUGUUCUCAAAGAAUUCAAAAAUAAAAAAUCUUACUAUUUAUUUUUUGAAUAUUCUCCACUUUUCUUUUCCUUUAGUGGAAAGUUAAGUUACAUUUUGAAAGUUUACUUUUUUCCAGCAAACGUAGAUGGAGUGACGUCACGAGUCUCUGCGCUGGCCUACGCCAAUCAUUUUCUCAAAUCCGACCUCAUUCGCAUUGUUCGAUUUGGUAAUAUUAUCCUAAAAAUCAACCAAAAUCAUAAAUUUCCAGCCGAAAAGUGCGACGACGCAGAUUCUUGUCCUUCUGACGAUAACGAAUCUCCAACGGUGUUUUACGGGUUCCAGUUGUGUUAUAUUGUCGACAAAUCUAAGCCAAACAAAGCUGAAUUUUCAAAGUUUCCAUGAAUAUACAUUUUUUUAAUAUAUUUUUUUGUUUGAAGGUUCAUGAGCGUCGAGUUUGUUGGAGAGGGUUGCAAAUCCGCGAAUGAAUGCACCUUUGUGGAAAGGAAUGUCGAUAUAGAUUUUCCGACCGAUCGAGAAGCUUAUCCUUUGGGCGAAUGGGGAAGGGUAGGCGCUAACUUUUUUUUUGUUGUAAAUUUAGGCUUCAAAAAUGUUUCUUAGGAGUUUUUUUAUUAACUAUUUCAAUGAGAGAAAGAAAAAGCGGCUUCGAAAAAAAGACUGUUUCAUUUCCAUUUAAAGAGCACAAUUUUCAUCCCAUAUUUGUUCCGUUUCUCCUAUAAGCAUAUUUUCUCGGGCAUGGGUAACACGAAACGGACGUGUCGCGGCAUUUCUAGUUACCACUUGAAUAGUUUUAAAACUCUUAAGUGAUCCCUAGAAAUGCUCAGAAUGCUCCGGCUUUCGUUACCGACUUGGAAGAAAUAACCCAGGACAAGAAAUUAUAUUACGCUCCAUGGAUAAAAUCCGCGAAAUUUUAGUUUGAAAUUUUUUCGUUAUAUAAUCCUUAUUUGGCCAAGACUUUAUUUUUUGAUAUUCGGCAUAAUUUUCCAGAUAAUAACCUUAUUAAAAGCUUUCGCAUAAGGUUUCCAUGCAGCUCAGUAAAUAGAUUAUUUUCGGCCAAUAAUAACUUAUUAGGCUCUUAUUUAUAUAAUGUGAUUUUAUCUUUCCAGAAGCUUCAUUCUGUUAUUUUAGUCUCGUUUUUUAUACCCGAAAAUAAAUUAAAGAUUUUCCCAGGUCGUAUAUGAAGGUUCCUUCGCGGAAUGUAAAGCUUUCGAGUUCAACGUCAAAUGGUUCAUGGCGACUGGCCAAACCGUGGCUGAAAACAUUGCCAGUUGGUAUUCCAAGGUUCGUCAAUAAAGGUGGAAAUACUUAAUACCCACAGAAAAUCAAAAAAGUCCAACAAAAAAUCAAAAGUUUGAAGAAUUUUCAAAGCUUCCCUCUCUAUUUUUUUUAAAAUCUAUUGAAGAGGUUUUUGUUAGAACUCUGAGUUAAAAUUAUUUUCUAGGCUCUCAAGCUCAAAUUUUCGCUGUUCGCCGUGCCUGAAGAUCCGUUCGCUCUCGCACAAGACACUCUUUCGAAUCCUCUGAGGUGUCCAAUCAGAAUCAACGUUUGCGAGAACGUUUUGAACAAGGAUACGGUCUAAAACUUCUGAUAAUCUGAUAUAUUCCAAUAGGAAGCCGCCGCUUUGCAAUAUAUGCUUCUGACGUUGGAUUUCAUCGAAAUGGGCUGUCACUCCCAUUCGAGCGAUCAUCCGACUAUCAGUUCUCGUAUGGCUAAAUCCAUUUUUGAAGAUUCAAUAGAAGUUUUAAGCCUCGAGCAAAACGAACGCGUACAUUCACAAGGCGGGCGGAAUGUUUGUGCUUCUCGUGACGAAUAAAGAAGAACCGCCUUUCUUUUUUUGGGCCUGGAACUUCAUGCUCAGCAACAAAUAUCGGGGGUCAGUUCAACUAGAAACUUCCCUAAAUUCAAGGAAUUAGAUUUUUUUUACUUUGCUUCAAAACAAAAAAUAGGUGAUAAUCGUAGAAAAGUGUUUAAAAAAAUGAAAAACGAAAAAAAUCAGAGAAUUUUUUCGAUUCAUUUCAUUGGGAAUGAGAUGAUCAAAAAAAACACGCACAAUUUCUUUGGUUUUCAUUCUCCAGUAACCUCAAGCUGAAAUUUUCUAAUGACUCUCCUGAUACAUUUCUAACAUUCGCUUUUUAGUCAAUGUACGGAGGAGUUUUUGGAUGCUCAGUUGUCGGCUUUUCGAAGCGCUUGCAACGAUGCCGACCGUCUCAGGGAUUUCCAAACCAAAGUUUUAGAGAGUCGGUCUGGAAAGCCGACCAAAGGAAAGUAA